Molecule: messenger RNA, 1334 nt
Organism: Selaginella moellendorffii
Lineage: Eukaryota; Viridiplantae; Streptophyta; Lycopodiopsida; Selaginellales; Selaginellaceae
Product: glycerophosphodiester phosphodiesterase GDPD1, chloroplastic
Exons: 10
Coding region: 96-1247 (383 amino acids)
Biological process (GO): glycerophospholipid catabolic process
Molecular function (GO): phosphoric diester hydrolase activity
Source: RefSeq, a predicted model, not a curated record
GAGAUGGACGACCAGAUGCGGUACGGCAGCUUUAGCGCGUUACUGUGAAAGAGAGGUAAAAUUUUUAUAAAGAGGAGAAAGAGGGAAGAAGAUCGAUGGGUGGAAGAGUGAUAUCCACAUUGCGCUGCUCGUGCUUGAUCGCUUCGUGUAUUGGCGAUUCGCUGCCCAGGCCUCAAGAUCCGCUUAGCGGGAAUCAGCGCCGCCUCCUCUCGGCGAUCGCGGAAGCAAAGAUUGUUCCUGAGACCUUGCAAAUGGGAGAAGCCGCGGUGGAUUUCUGGGCAGGGUCGAGAUGGUUUAAUGGCAAGCCCAAGCUCGUCGUGGUUGGCCACCGUGGGUGUGGCAAGAACAAGAUCACAGCGCUGGAAGCUGCCGAUUCCAGGCCUUCGAUCAUGGAGAACACGAUCACCUCGUUCAACAUGGCGGCUGCCAAUGGAGCCGACUUCGUGGAAUUUGAUGUCCAGGUGACCAAAGAUGGACAUGCUGUGAUCUUCCACGAUGAUCUGCUCAUCACUGAUGAUAGCGUUGAGAGAGCGAUAGGAGAUAUGACGUUGCACGAGUUUCUAUCCAUUGGCUUCCAGAGAGAUGGCCACCAGGGUGGAAAGUCGCUGUUGCGACGUGCAAGCGAUGGGGCUCUGAGGAAAUGGACUGUCAGUGUGGACGACUCCUUGUGUACGCUCAAACAGGCCUUUGAGGAGGUUCAUCCCUUCACUGGCUUCAACAUCGAGGUGAAGUUCCACGACGUUCUUCCCACGUCAGACCAGGAGCUGGAGCGUGUUAUCGGUGCUAUCCUUUCGGAAGUGGAGCAGUACGCCGGCGGAAGAAGGAUUUACUUCUCCUCUUUCCAUCCCGACGCGGUGGGUUUGCUGAGGAAGAAACAAUCGAGAUAUCCCGUAUUCUUUCUGACCGACGGUGGUGUACAGCUUUACAACGAUCCUCGUCGGAAUUCAAUAGAGGCAGCAAUCCAAGUCUGCAAGACGAGUAACCUCCAAGGGAUUGUCUCCGAAGUUAAAGCCGUGCUAAACAAUCCCAGCGCAGUGGCGCAAGUAAAGCAAGCCGGCCUCUCAUUCCUCACUUACGGCGAACUAAAUAACAUGGCCGAAGCUCUCCACAAACAAGAAGAGGAUGGUGUGGAUGGAGUGAUUGUAGAUCACGUAACGGAGAUGGUCACAGCCGCUCGAAAGAUGGACAAGGUGGCCACUGCAUCCUCUGGAGUUGAUUCUUCGCCCGCUGUUAGAGUCGUGGCGUGAAGGUAAACGAAACUAACAAGAGCUAAUCCAAUUUUACAAAGCUGUGACAAUCAAUAUUACAAAAGAAGUUUUCUCUCUUCUCUAGUA